This is a messenger RNA of Cajanus cajan (pigeon pea), 1927 nucleotides long. RefSeq names its product putative polyol transporter 6. Gene Ontology annotation, biological process: transmembrane transport. The record is from RefSeq and is a predicted model, not a curated record. Gene Ontology annotation, molecular function: transmembrane transporter activity. Gene Ontology annotation, cellular component: membrane. NCBI's taxonomy places the organism in Eukaryota, Viridiplantae, Streptophyta, Magnoliopsida, Fabales, Fabaceae.
UUUUGAAGAGUAUUUGAAAUAAUAACCAGAGUUAAAGAAACUUCCUUUUUAUUACAUAGCAAAUGAAAACAAUAUACUAUUUCUCAGAAAUGACAUAGAGACAUUAAUUAGUUUCUUUCUGAGAGUGAAGCAACAUUUGCAUAUAAUUGGCUCAAUGUAUUCUUAAAAUUUUGCUAAUUAGAGUCCUAUAUAGUGUUCAUCGCUUCAAUUCUUUUCUGAUCACACAAACAAAGAUUAAAAAAUGUCUGCAGCAAAAGAAACAAAUGGACAGUGCCAAUUGCCCAAGGAAGACUGUAAUGGUGAAAAAGGGGGCAACCAUAAGCUCAACAAGUAUGUUUGUGUUUGUGUGAUGGCUACCACUAUUAUCUCUGCUAUAUUUGGUUAUGUAACGGGAGUGAUGGCUGGAGCCCUAUUAUUCAUAAAGGAAGAACUUCAAAUCAGUGACCUACAAGUGGAGCUCUUGGCUGGCAUCUUAAAUGUGUGUGCCCUACCUGCAUGCAUGGCCGCAGGAAGAACAUCUGAUUACAUAGGUCGCCGUUACACCAUCGUUCUGGCUUCCGUCAUCUUCUUAUUGGGCUCCCUUCUAAUGGGCUAUGGCUCAUCCUAUUUAAUCUUAAUCAUAGGAAGAUGCAUCGUGGGAAGUGGUGUAGGUUUUGCAUUGAUCAUAGCACCAGUUUACAGUGCAGAAAUUUCAUCUCCUUCCUAUAGAGGCUUUCUCACCUCUCUCUCAGACGUUUCCAUCAACUUUGGACUCUUGCUUGGCUAUGUGUCAAACUACUUCCUUGGAAAAUUGUCCUUGAAUCUUGGAUGGAGAAUGAUGCUGGCUCUUCCUGCGGUUCCUUCUCUUGUUCUUGUGAUUCUCAUGUUGAAGUUGGUGGAGUCUCCAAGGUGGUUGGUCAUGCAAGGACGUGUAGGUGAGGCUAGGAAAGUGCUUCUACUAGUGUCCAACUCAAAGGAAGAAGCUGAACAGAGGUUGAGGGAAAUAAAAGUUGCAGCUGGGAUUGAUGAAAAGUGCACACAAGACAUUGUGGAGGUUCCAAACAAAGCACGCAGUGGUUCAGGAGCACUUAAGGAACUGUUUUGUAAACCCUCACCACCUGUGCGUAGGAUACUAAUUGCUGCUAUUGGAGUUCAUUUGUUCCAACAGGUUUGUGGAAUAGAGGGUAUUUUGUUGUAUAGUCCUAGGGUUUUUGAGAGAACAGGAAUCAUGAACAAGAGCAAGCUCUUAUUAGCCACAGUUGGCAUGGGAAUCAGCCAAGCUGUGUUUACAUUCUUGUCAGCAUUCUUGUUGGAUAGAGUUGGGAGGAGGAUUCUGUUGCUGAUUAGUGCAGGAGGUGUGGUUGUGACCCUGUUUGGGUUGGGUGUUUGCAUGGCCAUGGUGGAGCACUCCAAGGAAAAACAAAUGUGGACAAUAGGAUUUACCAUUGUUUUUACCUACAUCUUUGUGGCUUUUGUGGCUAUUGGUAUUGGGCCUGUGACAUGGGUUUAUAGUUCUGAGAUAUUUCCCCUCAGGUUGAGGGCACAAGGUCUUGGUGUUGGUGUGACUGUGAAUAGAAUUUCCAAUGUGGUAGUGGUUUCCACUUUCAUUUCUAUUUAUAAAAAGAUAACACUGGGUGGGAGUUUCUUUAUGUACACUGGUAUCACUGCUUUGGCUUGGUGGUUCUACUAUACAUUUUUGCCUGAAACCAAAGGAAGACCAUUAGAAGAUAUGGAGACAAUCUUUGGGAAAAAAUUCCAAGUCAAAGAUACAAAUGAAGCCUGGCUACGACAAAAAGCAUAGUUGGAGAUAAGGAUUCCCUCAAACGAAUAUUCUAUCUUUUUAUCAUUGAGCUACUAGGGUGUGCUGUUUCUAUGGAAUUCAGAUUCUCUGCUGCCUCUACAAUAUAAUUUUCUCUACGGCACAAAUUUUAGCCACUGAUUACAUUUU